UAUAAAGCGCGGUCACCUCUCCCUCGCUCACUCUCAGCCUCAGCACCAGUGAAGCAGCAUCGUCAGACGUGUCCUCUCCUGGUCCAGCAACUGCAGUCAUGAAUGUGUGUGUCUGUGUGUGUGUUCUCCUGGCUGCUCUGUCCAGUGGCUCCCUGAGUCUGCGCUCACACGCCGAGCUCCAGGGUGCCGCUCUGGUGUCGGACAUCGCUCCGCCUCCCUCAUCCAGCCGCUCUCGUCAGGCGCGCUCGGCUCCAGCACCUCCCUAUGGGCGCCUCACCAGCUACAACCAGCCCCAGGAGGACGCAGAUGCUCCACACAGCCUGAGCCAGCUACUGGCCAGACUGAUCUCCAGGAAGAGCUCUCCAUACCAGACUAGAUCAUCCAUCAGCAGCAGGUCCAGUGGUCUGGCCCCCGGCCACAGGAUAAAGGACAGAGAUUACCUCGGCUGGAUGGACUUUGGGCGACGCAGCGCAGAGGAGUAUGAAUACUCCUCCUAAAGGCUGUGUGACACACAACACUACCAUUAAAAGCCCACAAAAUGAGCCUUUUUCACACUGCACUUACUGUGACCCAGGGCCGACGCCACAGGAUCCCAGAGGGAGUUUAACACCACGCUGUAGCAGAGCACAAUGGCACAACUGGCAAUCAGUAAACGAAGUGAUGCUGAACUGAGGAGCACAAUCCACACGUUGGCACCACAUCUCAGUAGCACUGAGUCACUGACUCACUAACCCAACCCAAGAGGUUGUAGUUGUUCACAUCUGGUUCUUAAAAGCUUGAUACUAAUAUACUCAAGUAAAAAGUAGAUGAUGCAUAUUUCCACUAAUAGAGACAGAAUAUGUGGGUUUCACUCAAUCAUGAAGGUCAUUAUUUUGUUUUAAUCAUUUUAUGGCAUUCUUGACAAGCACAAGAUGAUCUCAGCAUUUUGCCUUUAUGUUUGGAUUUAUGUUUUAUCUAGUCACGUUGUAAAAAUGAAAAUUAGCGGAACAUUUGUAAAGUAAAAGUUAUCAGUGUGCAAAAACCAUUAAUUAAUGUAAAAACAUCUAAUUUUAGCGACACUUUCAAACAUGUCUGUGGCCUUGUAUUAAAGCUCAACGUGCUGAAUCAAAAAUGGGGUUAAAUUUUAAACAGUACAGUAAAUAAAGACCAAAUCCAUAUUAUCAAAUGUGCAACUAAAACAACUACAGAUGCAAUAAUAAAAUGUAGCACAGGUUAACGGUGGGAGCAGCUAACAUCCCAACCCUGCUGAGCGAAACUCUGGGCUCAAAAUGUGCAGUGUGAAAAGCACAAGACAUGUUUUACAAAGCACAAAGUGUUGUGUGUGCGCGUGCGCUGACUGGGCCUCCUACCGCUACAGCUUGGACUUCACAUAAAAUGGAUGUCUGCCACAUCAUCAAAUCAUAAUUACAAGUGCUGUUCAUAUGACUAGGAAAGUGUUUCUGUUGUUUUUUGUAUGUACACACUCUUAAACGUUAAUUAAAGGUUAAUUAUCAUGUUU
Betta splendens (Siamese fighting fish) is the source of this 1498-nucleotide messenger RNA. Its product is annotated as cholecystokinin-like. NCBI's taxonomy places the organism in Eukaryota, Metazoa, Chordata, Actinopteri, Anabantiformes, Osphronemidae. Gene Ontology annotation, cellular component: extracellular region; axon. The record is from RefSeq and is a predicted model, not a curated record. Gene Ontology annotation, molecular function: neuropeptide hormone activity. Gene Ontology annotation, biological process: digestion. The coding region runs from base 99 to 497 and encodes 132 amino acids. The transcript has 4 exons.